GAUUUCCUACAAAUCUUCCUUUACAUUUCCUGCAUCUAAAACAAAAAUAAUAAUAAUAAUAAUUGAUAGAGAGAAAGCUUCCGUACGAACUGCCGCCGAUCGACACUCCCCUGCCCCUUGCUGCCGCCCAUCGCAACCUCCCCGACCCUUGCUGCCGCCGCCCCUUGCUGCCCAGAUCAGAAAAGCCUCAGAGAGAAACUAGAUUCCGAACAACGGAGCGCAAGUGUUCCUUUUACUGAUUAUUUUCAAGUUUAAGUGUUGCUUGAACACACAAGAGUCGUUAAAUGGCAAUGGAUACUAACAUCAGCGAAAGUACCGCUCCUCAGUCUAAGUGGAGAAAAGUCGCAUACGGAGGGAUGCAACCCGGGUUUGAUGACAAUCACACGGAUGAUUCUUUUCUUGAAGAUAUGGUUAUGAAUGCUAACGUUGUGAAACGUGACCUCUUAAAGGUAAUGCAAGACUCGGUUUCCAUUUCUCAGUAUUUGUGCAUUGUUGCACUUGUCGGCUUAGUUUGGACUUACACAUUGCAGUUUGUCCUUGAUGAAACUUCCCUUUUACUUCUCGAUGGCUUCCUUCUCGGAUCGGGUUUUCUUGUUUUGCUAUUAACAAAGGAAAUACUUUCUCUCAAUCUUCUAUUCCACUAUAUUAUCAAUGUCUCUUUUUUCACAACCGGCUUAUAUGUGUUGGCUCCUAUUUAUCACACUCUCACGCGCUCCAUAAGCUCGGAUUCUAUUUGGGCGGUCGCUGUUUCGCUUAUAAUUCUUCACCUUUUCCUGCAUGACUAUUCGGGAUCAACUAUAGCAGCACCUGGGGCUUUAAAGAAUCCAAAUCUGACCAGCUGUGUUUCUUUAAAUGCGUCUGUCGUUGCCUCUGUUUUUGUUGCGUCGCUGCUUCCGUCAAGGCUACAUGUUUUCGCUAUAAUGUUGUUUUCCUUGCAAGUCUUUCUAUUUGCUCCUUUUGUCACUUACUGCAUUAAGAAAUACUCUUCUUGCCUGUAUCUUAUGUUUUCGUUCGGAUUGAUGUCGGUUACGUUGGCCUUAGUGUAUACAUUGCACAGGUUACUUUUUGUGUUGUUUUUGUGUUUGCUGGUGUUUGUAAGCAUUGUGUGUCCUUAUUGGCUCAUUAAAAUUCAGGAGUACAAGUUCGAGAUAAAUGGUCCUUGGGAUGAGGCUAAGCUGUGUUUCGACAUAACCGAUUGAGGUUCUUUUGUAAGCUGGAUCAAAUCUAAUGAAGUACUAGAAUUUUUGUUUA
Mercurialis annua (annual mercury) is the source of this 1251-nucleotide messenger RNA. Its product is annotated as phosphatidylinositol N-acetylglucosaminyltransferase subunit C. NCBI's taxonomy places the organism in Eukaryota, Viridiplantae, Streptophyta, Magnoliopsida, Malpighiales, Euphorbiaceae. The record is from RefSeq and is a predicted model, not a curated record. Gene Ontology annotation, biological process: GPI anchor biosynthetic process. Bases 285 to 1199 code for a protein of 304 amino acids. Gene Ontology annotation, cellular component: membrane; glycosylphosphatidylinositol-N-acetylglucosaminyltransferase (GPI-GnT) complex. The transcript is spliced from 2 exons.